GUUUACAUGUAUCUAGGCCUAGCGAGAAUCUUUGACUAGAUUCAUCAUAUAUUUAUACACAUGGCAGCUAGACAAUAUCAUCUUAAGUUUGGACCUUCGGCUGCCGCUUCUGUCGACGCCUAUGCUGAGUAUAAAAGGAUAGUUGGGGAUGACGAUGGAGGCGUGUUAUUCACACCUGAACAGUAUGAAGCAUACAAAAAGAGGGUUAUUCCAAUGAGAAUGAAGAACAGAAUUUUCACCUGCUGGAUUAACCCAGAAGGUAUGGACUGUAAACUGGUGGGACCAGAAACACUCUGCUUUUGCAAUCACAGAUAUAGACAACAUAAGACAGAUUUUGAAGUCCUCCCACAAAACCGACCUAUCCUGUUACCCUGUAAGGUCAAAGGUUGUGGCUGUUACUCCUAUGAAUAUGUCCCACUGAAUGGAAGUCAGUCCAUCAGAUGUACAUGCAAACACUUCACUGAGGAACACACAGCCAAAGCCCCACACAAGUGUAAAAAUGGUAAGUGUGGUUGUACAAGAUUCCACAGUUCUUUUACAUGUGGAUGUGGAAAUCCCUACUCAGUCCACGAGAUGCUGAUAGAGACCAAGGAUGAGAGGAUAGCGAGGGGUCACCCUGUGGGUCAGGAUGUACCCUACCAAGCCAUGGGAGGGAUCACUGGGUUCUCCUCCCUCAUGGAUGGAUAUAUGAGGCUGGAUCCAAGUGGCAUAGGAGCCCCCUCUAAGGAGUUUUUGGAACAGCCAAUCACAGCCUCUGACCAUCCUUUCCUGAGAGCAAAUGUCCAGUCCAUUAAACACCAUAAAAUGAUGCAAAGAGCUGUAAAAGGUACAUCUACAUGCAAUGAGGUUGAUGAGGACUUGGCAGAAAGAAUGUCAGCCAUGAAAAAACCUGGAGAGACAGACAUGGACUAUUAUGAGAGGAGAUACCAAGAGAGGCAAAAAGCAGAACGUGAGCAGAGCAGAGCUAGAAUCCAGGCAACAAGGCAACUGGCAAUUGGCAAACGUAAUCCACCACCGAAACCUGCAAAAAAGUGAUUGGCAACUGAAAUUAUGUACAAUAAGUGACAUGGAAGACCUUUCUGGAAAGCAUAGCUGUGAUACUGAUAAAAUAUUAACUCAUAAUGCCUCAGCACCUAUUAAAUGUUGAAAGUCAUCCAGCACCUUAUUUUGUUUAAUGAGUUACUGCUUUCAAUUUAGCCAGGAUUUUUCAAGUUUCCAGUCUAAACUGAGCCAAUUCAACACUUAGUUUUUUUAAGCUUAUAUGUGUGUUUAUAAGCAAAGAAGGCUCUUUUAGCAGACACAAUAUUACAUGUAG
Messenger RNA from Saccostrea echinata, 1315 nucleotides. RefSeq names its product protein FAM221A-like. Lineage: Eukaryota; Metazoa; Mollusca; Bivalvia; Ostreida; Ostreidae. The coding region runs from base 61 to 1035 and encodes 324 amino acids. The transcript has 8 exons. The record is from RefSeq and is a predicted model, not a curated record.